UACUAUCUUAAAUCGUGAACCAUACUGUCUUUAAUCAUCGUUGUUACUCGGUAACCGUUGUUUCAUUUUCUUCUGUCGCUAAGCAACCAGAUAACGAUUCAAAAACAACCAAGACCACUGACCAGGAACGUGAGGACGUUCAAUUGUUCGACGCUCACAACUUUCGACAGUCGAGUUUUGAUUUUAGAGUAGUGACGUACGAGUUCUAUGGUUCCAAGUCGGUUCUGCGCAUUUCCUUGACACUAGAGUACUAGAUAGUAGAUAUUGGUAGUGACGAUGGAACGACAAACGGACAUCGUGGACAAAGAGUUGCAUGAAGCUGUUAAACGGUCUCUAAUAGAUAACUCUACUUGGAACAGCUUUGCAUCAACAGUAGAAACUGAAAUAAGAAAAAUCUUAGAGGAAAAAGAUGUGAUUAAUAUAAAAGAAAAAAAACCUGAACAAUCUGAAACAAAUGAGUUGAUUAACAAGCUCAUAUCUGAAUACAUGGAUUUUAUGGGAUACAAAUUGACAAACUCAAUGUUUAAGAAAGAAUUGGGAACCGAGUUGAAGACAAAUGGUUAUCGGAAGCAGAUGACUUCAUUAUUACAUCUUGAAGACAGUGAUGAAACAUUAAAACAGCCUCUGUUAACAGUGCUGAUAACAAUGUUUAAAAAUAAUUAUGAACACAAUAAAGAAUCUUUAGAGAUUUACCCCAUUUGAACCAAAUAUUUUUUUUGUUAUAUACUAUAUUAUACAUCUUUGUAAAUUGUUAUGCUUAAUCAUACAAUACAAUUUAAUGUUAAAAAAAAUAUUGUACAACUGUUGGGCUGUACGUUUGUA
Molecule: messenger RNA, 822 nt
Organism: Acyrthosiphon pisum (pea aphid)
Lineage: Eukaryota; Metazoa; Arthropoda; Insecta; Hemiptera; Aphididae
Exons: 4
Coding region: 277-702 (141 amino acids)
Biological process (GO): microtubule anchoring
Cellular component (GO): microtubule organizing center
Molecular function (GO): protein binding
Source: RefSeq, a predicted model, not a curated record